UCGGGACCACACGAAGUUGUGACCACGUUAAAGGACGGCAGAAAAUUGUGCUACCAGUAAUCAUAAAGUUUUGACUACAUUCCUCGUGAUUCUGCUCGAAGGCAGAAGAUCACAUUUAAACAAACAACUCCUGACCUUUUUGCUGAUAUCAUGAGCUACAAUUUAAACAACUAUCAAUCAUUUCCUGCACCUGGAUCAGGGGUCAUUAAAAGUGAUAUUGCAGAAGUAGCAGCAGGGACACCAAGCAUCCUGAGGCACGCAUUAGGCACAAGGUUUGAGAACUUCUCGACUUUCAGUGCCUGGACUGUGAGGGGAUUGACAACUUUGCCUGCAGGAACAACCAGUGUUGAGUCCAUCCCAUUCACCCACCAGAAUGGCAGCGAGUGGUGCAUGGUCCUUACUAAGAAUCCAGAUGGGCUUUGGCUAAGUUUUAAGCUGCAAAAGUGUGAAACUGCCAAGUCUUUAAGACCAAUGCUAAAAGCUUAUGAGAUUAUUCCUUUUGGUGUAAAACGAGAAGUAUACACAAGCAUUUGGUGUUCUCUGUCAAAAGGAGGAAAAUCUGAAUGGAAGCUCAUCAGAAAUUUCAAUACAGCAAAAAAUGAAGACGAGAUAAUAUUGCAGUGUGAAAUCUGCAUCCAGUGCAUUAUUCAGGACAAACUGCCUGUAGCAGAUGCAGUGGAGCCACACAUUGGUGUAAUGAAAGGCUUAGGCAAGAUGUUCGAUGAGGAAGUACUGACAGACUUCGAUCUACAUGCAGGCGACACUGUCCUGAAGGCACACAGGGCCGUCCUGUCAGUACGGAGUCCUUACUUCGCUGCCAUGCUGCAGCCACACACGAAGGAAGCAAAGGAAGGUCGCGUGGAGUUGUCUGAUGUGAAGCCGGAAGUACUGAAGCAGGUUUUGCUUUACUUGUACACAGGUGUGGCACCAGCUCUCAAGGACAUGCCGUGGGACUUACUGAUUGCUGCUGACAUGUACCAACUUCAUCAGCUGAAGGGCCAAUGUGAGAAUCACAUCGCCAGCUGUUUGUCUGUGGACAAUGCUGCAGAAACUGCUGCCAAUGCCAAAAAAUUCUCUUGUGGUGUUCUGCUAGACCAUGCAGCCCUUUACAUCACACAUAACCUCUGCAAGGUGAUGCGCACUCCUGGAUGGGACGAUAUUCUAACUACAAAUCCAGACGUUGUAAAGUAUAUUAGCAAGAUGAUGGAAUGAUUCAGUGAGAGGAAACCACAGAACUAGAAGAGGACAGAAUACGGACUGGAUAAAGAAAUGUCUGCAUGUAAAAUCUGCCUUGAAAACUCUAGUAAGAGCCUGAACGGAAUAUUGUCUACAAGCAUGUAACGGAAUAUUGUCUACAAGCAUGUUUUGAGGCAAACAUCUACCAUUGAGUGUGUAUGGGCUGUUGAUAACGAUUAUAGACAGCCAAAAAUGGUAUCAUUAGUGAGCAGUUUCAUGGACAUUAACUAAAGCAAACUUUAAAAGGAAUGUGCUCACAUGUGCUCUCGGCUAAUAACAUCGCAAAUCUAUAUAUUUUGUGUAUAAUCCAUACAGUUCUUUAUUACUCUAAUUCUGAUUUCUCCUUAAUCUCUAUUUUGUAUAACAAUUUAAUAUUCCAGCCAAAUGAAGUAAAUGCAAUGGUGACAGUCUCUUGUGUUUGU
Molecule: messenger RNA, 1658 nt
Organism: Schistocerca piceifrons (Central American locust)
Lineage: Eukaryota; Metazoa; Arthropoda; Insecta; Orthoptera; Acrididae
Product: speckle-type POZ protein-like
Exons: 4
Coding region: 151-1212 (353 amino acids)
Biological process (GO): regulation of proteolysis; proteasome-mediated ubiquitin-dependent protein catabolic process
Cellular component (GO): cytoplasm
Molecular function (GO): ubiquitin protein ligase binding
Source: RefSeq, a predicted model, not a curated record